Molecule: messenger RNA, 990 nt
Organism: Penicillium nucicola
Lineage: Eukaryota; Fungi; Ascomycota; Eurotiomycetes; Eurotiales; Aspergillaceae
Exons: 1
Coding region: 1-990 (329 amino acids)
Source: RefSeq, a predicted model, not a curated record
AUGAUAUUGACGAGGAAGAAUGGCCGUCUGAAGGAUGAGAACGAAGAUUUGGAGUAUCAACGGGACAUCGAAGAGCACGAGUAUACCACUUCCGGUGACACGACACAAACGCUGAAGAUUCGGCUCUAUCUGGUCGAUGAGACGGUGGGCGAUUGGAUGAAAAGCUUCGUCGCCGAAUGCACUUGCGAUGGCGUCGAUGUCGCUCGUGCAGUAGCUCGGUAUAUUGAUCGAGAGAGAAUGCGCUCUAGAUUCUGGGAAAACAUGGAAGAGCCCAGCGAGGAAACGUGUGAUGUGGCCUUCCAUGUCUUUGAUCGAUAUGGAAGAGUGAACCUCAAGUACAGGGACCAUCCAGUGCAAAACGGAACUGGUAUAUGGGGAAGUGAGCUUGAUAACGGCCCUCUUUUUCUGAUUGAAAUUCUUCAUAUUAAAGAUUUGGAACUACGUCGGAAAGGGCUGGGACAGAAAGUCGUGUCCUUACUUUUGAACAAGGUCGAAAAUUUCUGCCUAGGCAAGAAGGAAGACCACAGAAAGCGCUUCAGAGAUAUGUUGAGAGACGAAAAAUUCGCGAAACUUUGCGACAUUUUCGAUGAGGACUUCGAAAAAUCAUGGAAUCCACAUGCUUUAGUCAUUCCUGGAAUCCUAACAGAUGACAUCAAGUCGCAGUUAGAGGGCAAGUCCACAGAAGAACGAUUGAUUAUAAAGAGUCGAGUCGAAUCUGGUACUAUUGACUUUUGGCGAGCUUGCGGUUUUCGCCGAAUCGGAGCAUCUCGCUGUUUUGCAUUCUCGUUUGAUUUUCAGCAUCAGUCUCGCGCCCUUUCGGCGGCUUCUGAUUUCGAUCCUCGAAGGAGCCAUGCUAAAGAUCUUGAGUACGAAGAACUCGAAGUUGCCUAUGAAGCAGAUCAUUUUAUCGAACGAAAUAAAUUAAAACUGGAAAGGCUUCGUGCUAUAUUGCCGCUGCAUCAUUCAGCUCUCACUUUGACGGAUGAGUAA